CAAAGAAGAACUUGUAUAAAGAAACAGAUCAUAAAGGAUUUGAGCUUUGAUAUCUCCAUGGAUUUAUCAAGUCUUUGAGUUUCAGACUGGAAUCGAAGCCUCGGAGUAAAAGAGAGAACAAAAGCUGAUCUUGUGCUUAUCAUAGCAUGAAGAAACUUGAAUCUCUCAUCUCAGUCUCUUUUGUAGUCCGAUUCGAACAAAAACUGGAGCAAUAGGAAGAAGAAGAAGAACCUUAAAGGUGAGUCAAAAAAAGAUUUGUGCAUCUGUUUCUGAAGCGUUUACAGAUGGCUAGAUUCUUACUUGAGACGCAAGCUACCCCGACUAUUUCAGCUACUGAUGCAAAUCCUAGAACCUUAGGAGACUCAGUCAGCAACAACAAGAAUAUAGCUAGCAUGGAUACACACAUGGUGAUCGUACUAGCCGCUCUUCUAUGCGCCUUGAUAUGUGCUCUUGGCAUCAAUUCGGUCUUGCGCUGUGCCUUACGCUGCACAAGAAGGUUCACUCCCAACGAAGAUCCAGUUGACACUAACGCAAACGUAAACGUAGCAAAGGGGAUCAAGAAACGGGCGUUGAAGCGUAUUCCGGUUGAUUCAUACAGUCUUGAGCUUAAGAUGAAAGCCACAGAGUGUUUGAUCUGUUUAGGGGAGUUUGUUGAAGGAGAAACAGUUAGGGUUUUGCCCAAAUGUAACCAUGGCUUCCACGUCAAGUGUAUCGACACUUGGUUGCUGUCGCAUUCCUCUUGCCCCACUUGCAGACAAUCACUCCUCGAACACCAGACUCCAGCAAAUGGUUCCCGGCGGGGUGAUGACGUAGCAACGUAACAGAGCUUCAUGAGGUCAUCACUUUCAAUGUUGAGUUUUUGCUUCACCUAAGUAGGUUUUCUUCUUUCUGGUUUGGUAUAUAUAUAUAUAUAUAUAUAUUUGUUUUGUUUGUAAAUUGCUGUUUACAAUUAGGGAAGUUUUAUCCACAAUUUAGUUAUAUAAUCUUCUAAGUUUUGGCUUUUCAAGUUUGAUUUGGUUUUUGAUUGACUUUGGUUUUCAGAAUUGUUUAGCCUUUAACGGAAUAUAAAAACCAAAACCAAAAUGUAACUCAGUCGGUUUUUUGUUCAGGUUUGAAUAAACUAAAUUUGUUUCA
This is a messenger RNA of Arabidopsis arenosa, 1134 nucleotides long. NCBI's taxonomy places the organism in Eukaryota, Viridiplantae, Streptophyta, Magnoliopsida, Brassicales, Brassicaceae. The record is from the annotation of a GenBank genome assembly.